AUGCAUCUGCUACCCAGGGAGCAGGACAAGCUCCUCCUCCACCAUGCCGGUACCCUCGCCCAAAAAAGGCUCGCUCGGGGCGUGAGGCUAAACCAGACUGAAGCCACCGCACUCAUUGCCACGGUGCUGCACGAAAGGAUCCGCGAUGGUCAACACACCGUCGCUCAGCUCAUGCAACAUGGCAAGACGCUCCUUGGUCGAUGCCACGUCCUCCCCGGCGUCGCCGAGCUACUCCACGAGGUCAUGGUCGAGGGCACCUUUCCCGACGGCUCGUUCCUCGUCACCGUUCACCAACCCAUCUGCACCCCCAGCGGCGAUGCUGCCGCCGCACUAUACGGCAGCUUCUUUCCCACACCAGAUCCCUCCCUCUUUCACACGAUGCCGGGCCUCGAUCAAGGCACGCCGGGCGCCCUGGUCGUCAAGCAGGGAGCUGGUCCGAUUCAGCUUUGUCCCGGCCGGUCCCGCGUCCAGGUCAAGGUCACCAAUACGGGUGAUCGCCCCAUCCAGGUCGGAUCACACUACCCUUUCCUGGAGACCAACGCCGCCCUGUCCUUCCCGCGCCUUCUCGCGCUUGGAAAGCGCCUCGACAUCGCCGCAGGCACUGCGGUUCGUUUCGAGCCCGGCGAUUCGCGUACCGUGACGCUCGUCGACAUCGGUGGCACGCGCAUCCUUGCCGGCGGAAACGACCUCGCAUCGGGGCCGCUCGAUGCCCUCACCACCCAAGAGGCUAUGGCGGCCAUCGAAAGCCGGAUCGAGGUUGCCGGCUAUGCCAACGAAAAAGGCCCCGAAAUGGUCGACGACCAGCCAAUUCCGCCUUUUGAACUGAGCCGCGACGCCUAUGCUGCCCUCUUUGGUCCAACCGUGGGCGACGCAGUGCGCCUUGGUGACUCGCCGCUCUGGAUUCAGGUAGAGCGCGACUUCGCAAAAUAUGGCGAUGAGCUCAAGUUUGGCGGUGGAAAGGUCAUCCGUGACGGCAUGGGACAGGCCUCGGGACGGGCCGACUCGCAGACGCUCGACGUCGUCAUCAUCAAUGCGCUCAUCGUCGAUUGGUGGGGCAUCGUCAAGGCCGACAUCGGGAUCCGGGAGGGCAUCAUUGUCGGAAUCGGCAAGGCAGGAAACCCGGGCAUCAUGGACGGCGUGGAUCCCAACAUGGUCAUUGGAUCCUGCACCGAGGUCAUUGCCGGCGAGAAAUUCAUCGUCACCGCAGGUGCGAUCGAUGCACACGUCCACUACAUCUGUCCCGGCCUGCAUGAAGAGGCGUUGGCGAGCGGCAUCACGACCUUGAUUGGAGGAGGUACGGGUCCAUCGGCCGGAAGUUGCGCGACCACCUGCACACCUGGCCUUGACCAGAUCCGUACGAUGCUACGAUCGACCGACAACGUACCGCUCAACUUCGCCUUCACCGGCAAGGGCAACGAUUCAGGCCUGCCCGGCCUCGAGGAUCAGGUCAAGGCGGGCUGUGCGGGCCUCAAGAUUCACGAGGACUGGGGUGCCACACCUGCCGUCAUCGACGCCUGCCUGACGGUCUGCGACAAGUACGACGUACAGUGCAACAUCCACACCGACACGCUCAACGAAUCAUGUUUCGUCGAAGGCACCAUUGGCGCGUUCAAGGGCCGCACCAUCCACACCUACCACUCGGAGGGAGCCGGCGGCGGGCACGCGCCAGACAUUAUCAGAGUGUGCGGUGAAGCCAACGUUUUGCCCAGCUCGACGAACCCUACGCGGCCGUACGCCAAAAACACGCUCGACGAGCACAUGGACAUGCUGAUGGUCUGCCACCACCUGAGCAAGGAUAUCGCCGAAGACGUUGCGUUUGCCGACUCGCGCAUCCGUGCCGAGACGGUGGCGGCGGAAGACGUCCUGCAAGAUAGUGGAGCGGUCAGCAUGAUUUCAAGCGAUAGCCAGGCCAUGGGCAGGAUCGGCGAGGUGGUGGCCAGAUCCUGGAGGACAGCGGCAAAGAUGCGCGGGCUGAACGGCCCGCUCAGAGAGGAGGAUCUGCCCGAUGGCGGAGAUGCAGACUUGCGGGACAACGAGAGAGUCAAGCGAUACGUGGCGAAGUACACCAUCAACCCCGCCAUUGUUCACGGCAUCUCGCACAUGGUCGGGUCGAUCGAGGUCGGCAAGCUAGCGGACUUGGUCUUCUACCUCCCGUCCAACUUCGGGACCCGGCCAGAGUUUGUUCUCAAGGGCGGCCAGAUUGCGUGGGCGCAGAUGGGCGAUGCGAAUGCUUCGAUCCCCACGGUCCAGCCCAUCUAUGGUCGGCCGAUGCACGGCGCAAAUGCGGGGGCGGCUGCUUGGAACAGUAGGGUGUUCGUCAGCGCCAUCAGCAUUCAAAACGGUACUAUCGCGAGUUACGGGCUCAGGAAAAAGGCGGAAGCCGUCAAGGGUUGCCGAUCCAUCUCAAAGAGGGACAUGAAGCUCAACAACAAGAUGCCUUCGAUCUCGGUCGACCCGGAAACGUACGACGUCCUCGCAGAUGGCAAGCUCUGCACCGUUCCCCCCGCCGACACGCUGCCUAUGACCCAGUCGCAGGCUCUGUUCUGA
This is a messenger RNA of Pseudozyma flocculosa PF-1, 2547 nucleotides long. RefSeq lists its product as uncharacterized. The transcript has 9 exons. Bases 1 to 2547 code for a protein of 848 amino acids. Gene Ontology annotation, molecular function: nickel cation binding; urease activity. Gene Ontology annotation, biological process: urea catabolic process. The record is from RefSeq and is a predicted model, not a curated record. Lineage: Eukaryota; Fungi; Basidiomycota; Ustilaginomycetes; Ustilaginales; Ustilaginaceae. Gene Ontology annotation, cellular component: urease complex.